Molecule: messenger RNA, 1517 nt
Organism: Branchiostoma floridae (Florida lancelet)
Lineage: Eukaryota; Metazoa; Chordata; Leptocardii; Amphioxiformes; Branchiostomatidae
Product: G-protein coupled receptor 54-like
Exons: 7
Coding region: 86-1381 (431 amino acids)
Biological process (GO): neuropeptide signaling pathway
Cellular component (GO): membrane
Molecular function (GO): G protein-coupled peptide receptor activity
Source: RefSeq, a predicted model, not a curated record
UUCCGCUGUAUCCGAAAAAGAAGUGAAAACCAAUAACUCAUAAUUUAGAGCUAGCUUUUAGACUAGACACUGUUUGUGCCCUUUCAUGUUACCUGCAAUUAGACCACGGGCAAGAACUUUCAAUAAAAUUUUACAUUAUUCAUUAAUCAUUUACUUGAACAACCACCCCCACCAUACAGGAAACGAUACCUAUCCAGAAAGCCUGCCGGGUGAGAUGCCGCCUCUCGGGGCCGAAGCCUGGGUCGUCCCCGUGCUGUUCGCCCUCAUCGGCGUGGUGGGUGUGGGAGCCAACGCGCUCGUCAUCUACGUCAGUAACAAAUUCAACGAGCUGAAGACGGCCACAAACCGCUACAUCGUGGGUCUGGCCGUGGUAGACUUGGCAUUUCUAUUCGUGUGCGCUCCCUUCACCGCCUCGCUAUUCGCCACAACUAGCUGGGCCUUGGGCAAGUCCAUGUGCAAGUUCAUCUUCUAUUUCAUGCAGGUGACGGUUCAGGCGAUGUGCGUGACCAGAUGUGCCCUGACUUUGGACCGGUACUUCGCCGUGGUCCACCCCAUCUCCUCCAUCAACUACCGCAGCCCUAGGUUCGCCGUCACCGUCUGCGCACUCAUCUGGAUCGUCGCCUUGUUGAUGUCCGCACCGCUGGCCGCGAACCUUGACCUCCACCAGACAGAGUGGCACGGCACGCAGACAUACUGUAUGGAGCGGUGGGAUUCUCACGCCGGACAAAUAACUUACUGGAUCACCGUUGUUCUGCUGACUUACGUACUCCCCCUAGCGAUCGGCAUCCGGAGCUGCAUCGCUGUGGUAGAAAAGCUCUGGGGGCGGAACGCUGUGGACCCGAACAUCGGCCCCCAGAUCAGAAACAGAAUUCUGAUAAAGAGAAGGAAGGUGUGUCUGAUGGUCAUCACCAUGGUGGUGAUAUUUGCCAUCUGCUGGCUACCCACCCAAGUACUGCUCCUCUGGCAGGUGAUUGCCAAGGAAGAUUUCCCCUUCACCCUGGUGACGUUCUCUUGGAAGAUAGCGGCCCUGAUCCUGACCUAUCUGCAGUCUGCCAUCAGCCCCAUUGUCUACAUCGCGUUUGGUCACACCUUCCGCAGAAAGCUGAAGCAGGCCUUCCUUCGGAUGUUUCGGUCCAGCCAUGAGAACCAGGUGGCACGCAGAGCAGCGGCGAGACAGGCUGAUGGAGGACAGGCUGCUGCAGUAAAAAUAGCAGGCGCCAGGCGGGGCAACAAUGUGGUCCUGCCGUACACUACACACCAGAACACCGAUGAGGAGGAAUCAGAGGACGUAUUUGGUGGUGUCUGGAACAGAAAACGAGUACAUAAUUCCCCUGUAAUGGGAGAAAAAAAGAACAAUGGUGAUUGUUACUAUAAAAGUUAGAAUGUAUUGGAAGUAUUGCAAUAGAAGCCUAAUUUUGAAAACCCAACACAAAAUUGCAUAAUGGCGGCAAAGAAAACCAUUUUACAUCGACACGAUCUUUUCUAUCCAGCCCCAAUUUGGUACAGAAAUGUUUUAG